Molecule: messenger RNA, 3898 nt
Organism: Haliotis rufescens (red abalone)
Lineage: Eukaryota; Metazoa; Mollusca; Gastropoda; Lepetellida; Haliotidae
Product: protein wech-like
Exons: 3
Coding region: 678-2657 (659 amino acids)
Molecular function (GO): zinc ion binding
Source: RefSeq, a predicted model, not a curated record
CUUUUCAUAUUACUUCAAGUGUGAUUUUAAAGUAAAAGGGGGCAGACGGUACUUCCAACAUUAAUUAUAAUUGUUUCAUAUUUACAAAGAAUAACUGCCAUGCUAUAUACCCACGUGAUGAAAAUCCGGUAUGCCUGUCGCGUAGCGUGGCCAUUUCUCGCGGUGUCCAACCUCCCUCUACACCGUCCUGGUGGAUCGAGUGAGUGAAGGUGAGGUGACACACAGGUGAUAUUCGUUAAGAUUUCAUGUACGAUAAUAAUUAUGAAGCUAUCAAUGACCGGGUUUAGUAGCGAUGCUACUCAGAGAUGUAUCGACAUGAUGUGAAGUCACAUUCAGCUGACAAUUCUGCCGUGGUGUUGUUUAGCUUCACGUUUGUGUCGUCCACUCCGAUCCGACGUGUGACCUACUGUACUUUCCUCAUGUACACGGGACCAUCUAUUACUAGUAUAACCUGACCACGCUGAUCUGUGUGUUGUCAUUACGAUACACGGACUCGAGGGUUGAGCCUUAUGUCUUUAAUACCUACAUGUUUAUAUUAUCCAUUUUGAACACCAACAAUACGUUUUGUAAUAUGGCAGGUUUUUUUUCUCUCUGGGCGACAGAUAACAAUCCCAUUUCGUUGUGUAAAGAGAGCCAUUGAGGUCAGCGCAUUGUCUGCGCGACAAUAGACUUUCAAGAUGGCGACGUCCCAGAAACUGAAGGAGCAUUUUCUCACAUGCACCAUAUGUACAGAGGUGUUUGACAAUCCUUGCACCCUUGUGUGUUACCACACCUUCUGUCGGAAAUGUGUCGUCAACUACACCAAAACCAGACCAGAAGCCAUCAGUGCCAAGUCUCUGCUGUGUCCUUUCUGCAGCAAGAUGACGAAAGUGUCUGCCCCUGAGAGGCCAGUGGAGGAGUGGGCGGAUGGCGUCAAGCCUAGCUUUGUCAUCCAGGGACUUCUGGACUCGUUUGGUCCUGGAUCCAGAGGUACAACUUACUGCACCUGUUGUCAUGCAGAAGGGGAGACAACUCCAGCAACUGUGUGGUGCGCGAUAUGUGAUGAAUCCCUGUGUCACCGAUGUGCAAGGAUGCAUACACGUUUCCCAUCCACUCGUCAUCAUGAUGUACUUGACCUGUCUGGAGAGGUCAAUAUCUCAAGGAAGCGAAACGUCAUGUGUAAUGAACACAAGGAAGAAUGCAUCAAAUUCCUGUGCAAAGAUUGCAAGAAAGUCACCUGUCAGAUCUGUUGUGUUAUCUAUCACAGGAAAUGUGACUCAGUUGUCACACUUGAGUCGGAAUUACCUGCAUUAAAAUCCCAACUGUUGACUGAGAAGGAAAAUAUAUUGAAGAAACAAAUCCUUAUGGAAACGAGAGUCGAUACAGUUAAAUCGAGCUUCUCCACUGAAAAAAAUCGGUAUGCUCAAAUAGAAUCAGACAUCAAGUCUUCCGGUAACAAAGCGAGAGAGAAGAUCACUCUAAAGGAAAACAAACUCCUAGAUGAACUGAAAGAAGUUUCAGAAAAGCACAUUGGGCAAAUGACAGAUGACAUUAAGUCAGGGGAAAUAUCAGUACAGAUGUACCGACAACAGGCUGAACUGAUAGACCAGACUCUACGGUCUGAAUGUGACAUGGAUGUGUAUGAGAUGUAUCAGGGGUGUGAGGCCGGUGAUGUGGAGGCUGUCGGGGACGCAGACCUGAAGGAAAAGGGGAGACUAGCCAGGAUCAUGUUCAAACAGGACACGGACAAGCUGAGUAGAGCACUGGACGAUCUACAGCUGGGUGAAAUAGUCGUCCUGUUUGAAGGUGUGUUGGACCUGAAGGGCUCUCCCGUGUUACAGGACUCCAUCAACGUGCUGGAUCUGACGGUUACACCUGUGUUACGAGACACGAUUAACGUCACGGUAGCAGGAGAUGUGAAUGAAUCAAGGCCCAUUGACGUGAUAACGCUGGUGAUAAAUGAUACAGAUACAGUUGUAACGACAGACUGGAACAACAACAGUGUGAAGUCCUUUUAUACCAGAGAUAACCAAUCAUGCCAUAGUAAGCUCAGCCUUGAUAGCACACCGUGGAGUCUGACAAACUUACAACACAACCAAGUUGCGGUCACUGUACAUAAUAAUACGAUCGUAAUGGUUCAAGUCAACCCUGACCUUGUGAUGCUCUCAACAAUCGCAACAAGUAAACAGUACUGUGGUAUAACGUCUCUGACACCGUCAACACUAGCGGCAAGUUCUCAGUCUCCUCCCUGUGUGGAUAUUCUGGACAUGACAGGAAACGUACUGAGGUCAAUCAGCCCACUCAGUGGUGGAGAGAAGAUCCUACAAUCUCCUUUCUUUCUUUGUACCACAGGAACAGGAAACAUCCUUGUGACGGACUACAAUUGCAUGUGUGUCCUGUGCCUGACAACUGAAGGGGACGUUACGUUCACCUACCUCACAUCACGAACAAGUCCACUGGGCAUCACAAGUACCAGCACAGGCGACAUCCUGUUUGCUGAUUCUCAAGAUAAUGUUGUUCAUCUGACUAAGACAGGACAGUUUGUUAGAAACAUACUUACUGCAGAUGGCAGUGUCAGAAGUCCAUACGGGGUUUGUGUAGAUGGAUGUGACCAUGUGUAUGUAUGUAAUUACUUCUCAGAUGAAAUCAAAGUAUUCACUUGUAGUGACACAGCAUAAGACUGUUCAUUCAUAAUAAACCGCCCAUUCCACCUGAUAAUAUGAUAAUUAACAAUAAAAACUGCAGUUUCUGACGGGUAUAAACACAUCAUAUGUGUACCCACAUUGUGAGCAUACAAUCACACCGAACCAAUAGCCUUUCUUCCCUGAUUGUCGACUAUCUAAACACGUGUUCAUAGCCAAUAAACAGACUGGCAUGUCCUUUAACGGCUAAUAAAGGCUACAGGGAUCUCUGCACUUGCCAGCAUUAAAUUUAAUUUUGAAAAGAUCAACUUCAUCUGUCUGUUUGUAAAACCGAACAAAGCUAGAUGCACCGAUGCAUAUAAACAUUAAUUUAUUGGCUUUUGAGAUUCCAUACAUAAUGUAUCCAAAGUUAGUGCACUAGUACUCUUUUGUUAAGUGUUCGUAUGUCAUUCAGGAAUUCCUUUUAAUCAUUGUUAUUCAAGAUAAAAUUCUGGUCGUGUUGAGACAAGUUAUGUAAACCAAAGCAUUUGUGAAUAUCUUCUUUCAACACAAGUUCAGCAGUUAUUAAGUGUAUAGUUUGUUAACAUUCUUCUUACCAGAAAUAUAUCAAUAAACGAUAUGUGUUCAGUUUGAAAAUGACUUUUGUUCACACACAAGUUCCUUCCAAAUUUGCCUUCCAAAUUUAAGAUGUCCGUGUUUUCAAUACCAACAGGAUUCAUUUCGUAUUUGAAGUAUUUUUAUCCUUCUUUAAAUGUCAAACAUUUAUGUGUAUCUUUGAGAAGAAGUAAUUUUGAUUUGAUUUCAAAUUUGAUAUGCAUUCAUUUAAAUUUUGGUUUUGAAAUCACGUUAUGUUCGAAGGCAAAACGCCGUUUGCUUCUGGUAUAAGCAAAUCACAAGGUGAUCACGUGAACAACAUGUUGGUCUGUUUUAAUUCUUUGACACAUUGUUGAUCGACAUCUCAAACAGACGUCAUACUGAUUUUUACACACAUUCCACCUACAGGUGUAUCUGUAACAUACAUUCACGAACUCAAACAAACAGUUAAAUUAGUCAUGUUGCCACUGUGAGGUGUGCAGAGAUUGGCUACCAGGAUUCUUUGAUUGUGAAUACGAAUUCUUGAUUCGCAUAGAUAAUGAUUCGUGGUCUGCCAGUCCUUUACCAAUUUCAUCACACAUUUACCGACACGCCCUGCUACAACCGUAAUCCUGUUUCUUAUUCGCUUUAACGUGUAUAUGAAACAUAUAUAUAUACAUGAAUAAUAUAUUAAAAAUCAUUUU